AUGUUCAAGGCUGCAAAUCCUUUUGAUGAAAUCGUGGCAAAGGCGACAGAUGAGAAUUUGACGAGCGAGAAUUGGCAAUUAAACUUGGACGUAUGCGACAAGGUAUCAAAUGAAGGAGAAAAUGGAGCUCGUAAUUGUGUGGCAGCAAUCCUGAAAAGAUUGGUUCAUCGAAACGCAAACGUACAGUUGUACGCUUUAACCUUAUCAGACGCUUUAUCGAAAAAUAGCGGAAUCAUUGCUCAUCGUGAAUUGGCUUCACGUAGCUUUUGUCAAACAGUUCAAAGGAUCAUCUUGGACAGAAAUACACAUAUCACUGUAAAGAAGAAAGCUACAUCUCUGAUCAAACAAUGGAGUCAAGAAUGGGGUCAAGAUGAAACUUUGGGCAUCGUACGUGAAACGAUGGAAGUGUUGAGAAAUCAAGGUGUUUCAUUCCAAGAUGAAGAUCAAAAGAACGAACCAGCACCAAUCGAGCCAUCUUCCGAACAAUUGCGUGCUGAGGAUGAAGAAUUGCGCAGAGUGUUGGAGCUAUCCUUGCAGGAUCAAGGCGGAAGGGGAACAAACUUUCAAUCGUCGUACAAUGACUCAGCACAAGCAUCAUCAUCAAGCACAGCACAGCCAUACAAGGCAAACAAUGCAGCUACUUCAUCUGCUGGCAAUGUAAACAAAAGCUUACCAGACCCAUCGCAUUCUCAAAUGCCAGCAAACCAACAACCUCAAGCACCUGCAGCUUCACGUGUUCGAGCCUUGUACGAUUUUGCUCCCAGUGAAGAGGGUGAACUUGCAUUCCAAAAAGGAGAUGUGAUUCGAAUCCUGGAUUCGGUUUAUGAACAUUGGUGGAGAGGAGAGUUGCGUGGCGAAGCGGGUAUCUUUCCUGUCAAUUAUGUCGAGCUUCUACCUGAUCCUACACCGGCAGAUAUUCAAAGAGAGGCAGAAUUGGAAGCACACAUCUUUGCUCAAGCGAAUGAUAUCGAUCGUUUGUUGAGCAAGCUACGUGGUUUGGACCCUUCGCGAGAUAAUUUGGCAGAUGAUGAUGAAUUGCAAGAGUUAUACCAAUCAUCCUUGACGAUGCGACCAAAGAUUGUCAAAUUGAUCGAUCGCUACAAUCUCAAGGUGACCGAACUGCGAACGAUGAAUGAUAAAUUUGUUCGUGCGCGAGCAACUUUUGAUGCAAUGAUGGAACAAAAUGUCAACAGAUACCCCAAUGCAGGAGCCAAUAGUCAA
This is a messenger RNA of Meira miltonrushii, 1221 nucleotides long. RefSeq lists its product as uncharacterized. The record is from RefSeq and is a predicted model, not a curated record. NCBI's taxonomy places the organism in Eukaryota, Fungi, Basidiomycota, Exobasidiomycetes, Exobasidiales, Brachybasidiaceae. Gene Ontology annotation, cellular component: ESCRT-0 complex. Gene Ontology annotation, biological process: protein transport to vacuole involved in ubiquitin-dependent protein catabolic process via the multivesicular body sorting pathway. The transcript has a single exon. Gene Ontology annotation, molecular function: phosphatidylinositol binding; ubiquitin binding. The annotation marks the transcript as partial.